Pogonomyrmex barbatus (red harvester ant) is the source of this 2607-nucleotide messenger RNA. RefSeq names its product dipeptidase 1. Lineage: Eukaryota; Metazoa; Arthropoda; Insecta; Hymenoptera; Formicidae. Gene Ontology annotation, molecular function: metallodipeptidase activity. Gene Ontology annotation, biological process: proteolysis. The record is from RefSeq and is a predicted model, not a curated record.
UAGAAAGACGAAAGACGCAAGGAUGGAGGAAACCUCUGAAAGCCUGUCUCCCUGAUCAAACUAUCGAAGCAAAUCCCCGAGGCGACUCCGAUGCUUCGAAAGUCAUCUUCGCCGAAGAAUUUGCAGCGGAUGAGGAUCAAAGUGAGAAAAGCGUAAGGAAAGUACAUUUUGCGUAAGGAAAGUACAUUUUGCGAGCGAUUAAGAAAAGUUUGAUCGAGCAGAAGCUCGUUGAGUAAUUGAUUUCUCGGCCGAUCAGGUAAAUGCCGGUAAAAGGUCAACCCGUAGACAUUCGGGCGAGCGGCAGCGGUGACAAACGGCGCGCCUCAAUAGGAUGUUUCGAAAGAUUAAUUUCGAAAGUGGCCGAAAGAAUUUCGAGUUACGAGUUAAGGAUUGAAUGAAUCGUUUGAAAUACGUUGGAGCUCAAAGAUCGGCGAUUAAGGACGGCGCGGAUUAUUGACUUUGCGGCGCGGAGAUAUUAAGUGAUGGGAUGACACAGUGGCGUACACACAGUUGAGCAAAGAGCGCGUUCCACUCCACGAGAACAAGAAAUCGGAAAACAAGAGGAAUAAGAAGCGCGGAGGUAGCAGCUGCAUCGGACAGAGUGUAUGGCGAUGAGACCAGGAGGGUUAAUCUGAAAGGUUGGAUAGAACGAAGGGAAGGAGGGUUCCCGAAGUAGCUAUCGCGACAGUGGAAAAAGUGGACCUUCGGCCCAGCUGGAUGUAAGAAAUUGGGGUGGGCUCGAGGAUGUGUGAAGACGAAUGCGCCGAUAAGAAGAGCUGGCUAAAGAGGGAAGAGAGCAUUGAUCCUUGAACUCUGUUAUCCCAGCGAGAGAAACAGAGAAGUGUUUCCACGUGCGCGUUGAUAAAAUCGAGUGCGUCAGUUUCGGCCGAUUUUAUCAGUGAAAAACAUUGCCGAACCUCUGGAAACAAACCCCCAAGAGAAUUAUUAAGAAUAGUCUUGCGAAAUAGUAACCGAAUUUGAGAGAACCUUGAAAAAAGGAAUUAAGAUAAAUCUCUAUUCUCGCCGCACCGCAAAGAAUAUGUCUUCAAAUUAUCGCCGACCAAGAGGACGUGAUUAUGCUGAAUAAUCCUUUCGAGAAAGCUAAUUAGACACGCGAUCGAGACGAAGGAGCCAAGAUCCUGUUACAUCCUGGCUAUCCUGCAACCCGAUUGAAGGAAGUGCUGCGGGUGAGCCGGUGGGUUAACGGUGAUGGCAUGAGGACAUUAGUAAGGACGCGCUGCGGGUCCAGCGAGGAGGAGGAUGAGGAUGGUGGUGGGCGUGAUGGUCCUUGGUCAGCUACUGACGAGGAUCUUGCUCGCGGCCCACGCAGGAGAUCGCCUCGCGGCAGCUCGAAGGAUUUUAAGGGACGUACCAUUGAUAGAUGGGCACAACGACCUACCCUGGAACAUACGGAAGUUCCUGAAGAACCAGCUGAGGGAGUUCAGGUUUGAUGACCUAAGUAACAUUCAUCCCUGGUCGCGAAGCGCCUGGAGCCAUACGGAUCUCAAGAGAUUGAAGCAAGGCAUGGUUGCAGCGCAGUUCUGGUCCGCAUAUGUGCCCUGCUCAUCGCAGCAUCUCGACUCGGUGCAGCUAGCCCUGGAACAGAUCGAUCUUAUUCGCCGAUUGGUCAACAAGCACCCGGAAAAUAUGGUCCUCGUCACCACAGCGGAAGGUAUCGAGAGGGCGCACAAGGAGGGUAGAUUAGCGAGCUUGAUAGGGGUCGAGGGGGGCCACGCCGUCGGAGCGAGCCUGGCGGUCCUGAGGAUGCUGUACGAGCUGGGCGCCAGGUAUCUCACCCUCACGCACACGUGCAACACACCUUGGGCAGACUGCAGCACGGCGGACGAACCUGGUCAAGUGCCUCAAAUCGGUGGUCUCUCGAAUUUCGGCAAGAGUGUCGUGCUGGAGAUGAAUCGACUUGGGAUGAUGGUGGACCUCUCUCACGUCUCAGUGCCCACGAUGCUGGCCGCGAUGUCGACGUCGAGGGCGCCGGUGAUUUUCAGUCACAGCAGCGCUCACGCUCUUUGCAACUCCUCGCGAAAUGUGCCUGACCACGCGCUGCGACUUUUGGCGCAGACCGGUGGUAUAGUUAUGGUAUCCUUCUAUCCCCAUUUUAUCAGCUGUGGCGAAAAAUCAACCCUCGAGGAUGUAGCAGCGCACAUCAAUCACGUGCGGAAGAUCGCCGGGGUGGAUCACGUCGGCAUCGGGGCUGGAUACGACGGGAUCAAUUUGACACCGACGGGUCUGGAAGACGUCAGCAAGUACCCGGAGCUCUUCGCAGAAUUGCUAGCGCGUGGAUGGUCGGAGAAAGACAUCCAGAAGCUGGCUGGUCUGAAUCUUAUACGGGUGUUCAAGGCGGUGGAACAGAUUCGCGACAGCCUGGCCGCAGAGGGUAUGGAGCCGCUGGAGGAGGAGAUCCCGCAGGAAGACAUAAUCGGCCGCGAUUACUGCCGUUACAACAUAAAGCGCCUGAUGGCGCCUUAAGCUGCCGGGAAUACUCUCGGCGAGCGCCGCUCGCAACGUAACUCGCGAAACGAUUUAGCGUGAUCGAAGCGGAAACAGAGAGAUAGGUACAGAGAGGAAGAGAAAGAAAAAGAGAAAAGGGAG